Messenger RNA from Chinchilla lanigera (long-tailed chinchilla), 595 nucleotides. Its product is annotated as thyroid receptor-interacting protein 11-like. Gene Ontology annotation, biological process: endoplasmic reticulum to Golgi vesicle-mediated transport; Golgi organization. Gene Ontology annotation, molecular function: small GTPase binding. Bases 107 to 586 code for a protein of 159 amino acids. NCBI's taxonomy places the organism in Eukaryota, Metazoa, Chordata, Mammalia, Rodentia, Chinchillidae. The transcript has 4 exons. Gene Ontology annotation, cellular component: Golgi apparatus. The record is from RefSeq and is a predicted model, not a curated record.
UUGCCGGGAUUACAGCCUGGUGGCACCACACCUGACGUUCUAGUCUGCAUCUUGAUGGUUUCACUGCAUAUCCAAUUUCUUGAGCAUCAGCGAUGGACCAAGAAAGAUGCCACACAUGGAUUUAUCUCAUUACACAACAAGAGAAAUCGAAGUCAUCCAUAGAAAGAUCAAAAUAGAGAACAAGAGACUAAAACACCGUUGCAGUGAAUUAGAAGAAAAAUAUGAAGCCUCAGAGCUGCAGAUAACACAAAUAUUGACCAUCUACAGACACCAGUUGCAGCAGAAAGAGGUCGAAAUCAGCCUGCUGAAGGCAAGAGAGGGUGCACUGCAGGAAGAGCUGCUGAAGCUGCAGCAAGCCACUCAGGCGGUGCCCUUAGGGACCGACGGUGCACCAGCACCCACUGAGUCAUCUUAUGCCACCUACGGGACCCAUCAUGGUGCUUCAGCUGGCUAUGACGAGGACAUGGACUUUGAAGACCUGAUUUCCUGUCAACAACAAAUUAACCGUCUGACCAAUGAAGUCUCAAGACUUCAAUCUGAUGUGGGCCAUUGGAGGCGCAUUGCCCAGGUAGGUGAAUCUGCGUGAGUUUAAAAA